Cladocopium goreaui is the source of this 1277-nucleotide messenger RNA. The record is from the annotation of a GenBank genome assembly. Lineage: Eukaryota; Dinophyceae; Suessiales; Symbiodiniaceae.
AUGGUGUCCAUGGCGCUUUCUGCGACUCCGUGCUGUGGACAUCAACAGUUUCGGUUGUCGCCGGCAAUCAGAAAUGGCGGAAGACAUGAGCAUCAUGAGCAUGUGGUGAAGCAGUGGAUGUGCUGGAAACAAAAGAUACGCUGCGCAGCAGCUGCUGUGCUCUGUGGUGCGCUGAGGGCCCGCAGCCGCUCCCUGGGGGGCCGUAGGGCUCAGGGUGAGUCUGAGAUGGAAGACCCAAGCCGACGUGCUGUGUUGAGCCUGGUGGCUGGAGGUCUUGCUGUGGGUGGUGUUAAUGCUGCCUUGAAGGCAUCCGAUGAGAGAUAUGCUGCUUUCGGUACGAUCUUGGCACCAGCACCCUACAAGGAGACGAUCCGCACGGAGCUUGUGCCAGGUCGAAUCUGGGGCUUUGAGCAGUGCAUCGCACUGGCUUCGGUCUCAACCAACAUCCGCAUGACCGUGGUGAAGCUUCAGGAUGGAAGCUUGUGGGUCUCGGCGCCGAUUUCGCCCACACGGCAAUGCCUGAGACUUUUGGACGAGUUGGGUAAAGUAUCUCACCUCGUAGUGCCCUCUACUGCUUUGGAGCACAAAGCAUCGCUCUCGGAGUUUCUGCGGAUUUACCCAACUGCCACGGUUUGGGCCACACCAGGCCAAAGCUUGCCCAUCACGGUGCCGGACACUGCGCGCAUCCUUGGACGUGACACAGCUCCCUGGGAAAACGAGCUGCCAUGCAAGGUCUUCUUUGUGGAGCCGCCGGUGACGGAUACCUUUGCUGAAGCCGUCUUCUUUCAUUCGGAGACACAUACGCUCUUGGUCACCGAUUGCGCCUUGAAACUUCCUUCAAAGCCACCCAAGAUUUUGGAGUCCUACGGCUAUGACGGGACGCCUGGACCUAUCUCUUUGGAACAAUGGAGAUACAAAGCUAUCGCCUUUGACUUCGUCACUGGCCGGAAUCAGGAUGAGAAGGAUUUUGCCGCCCUCUCAAAGCCGCCAGCAUUAGUAAAUCCGUUGCUCCGUUUCAUCGUCUACCGCCGAUGCCCAGAGCAAGCAGCAGUUUGGGUGAGAGAUGUGGCCAAGUGGCCGUUUCAAAAAAUCAUUCCCGCACAUUUGCAGGCACCUUUUGAUUGUACGCCAUCACAAUUUUUGGAGGCCUUUGGGUUCCUCUUCAACAAGAAGACAUCCUGGGAGCCGGAGGACGAGCAGCUGGCUUUCCUCAGGGCUGUCCGCGAUAUUGUCGGAGGUCCCACUUUUUGACGCAGUUUGCAGUGAAGAGUGCAAUG